Messenger RNA from Cyprinodon tularosa, 1863 nucleotides. RefSeq names its product vegetative cell wall protein gp1-like. The transcript is spliced from 2 exons. The record is from RefSeq and is a predicted model, not a curated record. NCBI's taxonomy places the organism in Eukaryota, Metazoa, Chordata, Actinopteri, Cyprinodontiformes, Cyprinodontidae. The coding region runs from base 1 to 1863 and encodes 620 amino acids.
AUGGAUCCCGCCUCUGGUCCACCAGAACCAGAACCCCACAUGGAUCCCUCCUCUGGUCCACCAGAACCAGAACCCCACAUGGAUCCCGCCUCUGGUCCACCAGAACCCCACAUGGAUCCCGCCUCUGGUCCACCAGAACCCCACAUGGAUCCCUCCUCUGGUCCACCAGAACCAGAACCCCACAUGGAUCCCGCCUCUGGUCCACCAGAACCAGAACCCCACAUGGAUCCCGCCUCUGGUCCACCAGAACCCCACAUGGAUCCCGCCUCUGGUCCACCAGAACCAGAACCCCACAUGGAUCCCGCCUCUGGUCCACCAGAACCAGAACCCCACAUGGAUCCCGCCUCUGGUCCACCAGAACCAGAACCCCACAUGGAUCCCGCCUCUGGUCCACCAGAACCAGAACCCCACAUGGAUCCCGCCUCUGGUCCACCAGAACCCCACAUGGAUCCCUCCUCUGGUCCACCAGAACCAGAACCCCACAUGGAUCCCGCCUCUGGUCCACCAGAACCACAACCCCACAUGGAUCCCGCCUCUGGUCCACCAGAACCAGAACCCCACAUGGAUCCCGCCUCUGGUCCACCAGAACCAGAACCCCACAUGGAUCCCGCCUCUGGUCCACCAGAACCAGAACCCCACAUGGAUCCCGCCUCUGGUCCACCAGAACCCCACAUGGAUCCCGCCUCUGGUCCACCAGAACCCCACAUGGAUCCCGCCUCUGGUCCACCAGAACCCCACAUGGAUCCCGCCUCUGGUCCACCAGAACCCCACAUGGAUCCCGCCUCUGGUCCACCAGAACCCCACAUGGAUCCCGCCUCUGGUCCACCAGACCAGAACCCCACAUGGAUCCCGCCUCUGGUCCAGACCAGAACCCCACAUGGAUCCCGCCUCUGGUCCACCAGAACCCCACAUGGAUCCCGCCUCUGGUCCACCAACCCCACAUGGAUCCCGCCUCUGGUCCACCAGAACCAGAACCCCACAUGGAUCCCGCCUCUGGUCCACCAGAACCCCACAUGGAUCCCGCCUCUGGUCCACCAGAACCCCACAUGGAUCCCGCCUCUGGUCCACCAGAACCCCACAUGGAUCCCGCCUCUGGUCCACCAGAACCAGAACCCCACAUGGAUCCCGCCUCUGGUCCACCAGAACCAGAACCCCACAUGGAUCCCGCCUCUGGUCCACCAGAACCAGAACCCCACAUGGAUCCCGCCUCUGGUCCACCAGAACCCCACAUGGAUCCCUCCUCUGGUCCACCAGAACCAGAACCCCACAUGGAUCCCGCCUCUGGUCCACCAGAACCAGAACCCCACAUGGAUCCCGCCUCUGGUCCACCAGAACCAGAACCCCACAUGGAUCCCGCCUCUGGUCCACCAGAACCAGAACCCCACAUGGAUCCCUCCUCUGGUCCACCAGAACCAGAACCCCACAUGGAUCCCGCCUCUGGUCCACCAGAACCAGAACCCCACAUGGAUCCCGCCAACCAGAACCCCACAUGGAUCCCGCCUCUGGUCCACCAGAACCAGAACCCUACAUGGAUCCCCUUCUCCAGGCUUCCAGAACCGACGCUCCAUCCGGCUGGUUUGUUCCAUGAUCCUGGAAAACCUACCAAGUGCUUCCAGAACCGGGCCGCCCCCGUCCAUCACCAGGAGAGCCUCUCCUAUCCAGCACCAACCCAUCGCCUCCAUGUACCUGACUGUAACCAUGGUUACCUGGACACCGAUGGUAGAAGAAGCGGAGCUUUUCUCCGUCAGCACAGGAAUGCAGAUCUCACCAAACUGGUCUGAUUACGGCUCAGCUCCACCUCAACCAGCUCAGAACCUCCACCUCUUCAUGAACACUUCUAACAAGCCUAAGCUUGACCUGUGA